Molecule: messenger RNA, 2905 nt
Organism: Lolium perenne
Lineage: Eukaryota; Viridiplantae; Streptophyta; Magnoliopsida; Poales; Poaceae
Source: RefSeq, a predicted model, not a curated record
CACCAAACCGAAACAACACUAUGUACACGUCGUAGAUCGGGGCCUCCCCAUCCUCCCGCUGCCGGAGCAGCCGCCGGAGGGUGAGGAGCCCACCGAUCUGACGACGGCGAGGUGCUUCGCGAGGUGUCGCCCAAAAACCGCCUCUCUCUACUGUGGACGGGGAGAGGAUAAGCUCCAAGGUGCUCUAUAGCAAGAUCGCUAUUUGGCCGAGCGGCAUGUCACCGUCAUUGUACCGAAAGCGGCGUUCGCCGGUGGCUGCGUGCGGCAUGGAGCGCCCUUCAAGCCUGACUGCGCGCAGCAACAAGCGCCCUCGACUAGCCUGUGCUGCCAUCUCAGAAGAAGAAUCUAGCUGGGCGUCUCUUCAGGCAGAUUUAGUUCGCCUGAUCGGGUCGAGGGUGCUAGCGGGCGAUUUGAUGGACUACGUCCGCUUCAGGGCCGUUUGCCCCCACUGGCGAUCUAGCUCAGACUGCCCACGCGGCCGCGGCGUCGUCGACCCGCGCUUUCACCCGCGCCGGUGGAUGAUGCUGCCCGAGGGCCAUGGUCUCUACCCUGGUCACGGCAAGCUACGUGGUUACAUCCGAUUCUUCAACCUCUCCACUGGCGUCAUCGUCCGCGUCCUGCUCCCGCUUUUUAGGAACCACUGCAUCCUCGAUUCAGUCGAUGGCCUCCUCCUCCUUCAGCGGGACGAAGACACCGUCAUCCGUCUCCUCCACCCCUUCACCGGUGACAUUGUAGACCUCCCGCCACUCGCCACCCUCAUGCGUCUUCCUGGAGCCAAUCUGAAUGUGGCAAGGACUUGGACGUAUUUUAGAAAGAUCGGCGCUACCUCCGUCAGUGUUAGUGCAGGUGGAGUCAUCACUGUCAUGAUCGUACUUCAUGACAUAUCGAUGCUAGCCUUUGCUACCUCCAGAGACCAUCAAUGGAAUGUUCCACCCUGGAGGCUCUCGCCAUUUUGGAGGCUAAUAUCAUCCCAAGGCAAGCUAUACAUGAUGGAUAAUCCCACACUUGACACUACUCAUCCCGGUGACACUCAGAUUUUACAGAUCGACCCGCCACAGCAUGACGGGACGGUCUCAGCUUCGUCCUCAAUGCCAUCGCAGAAGUUGGUUGCCACAUGCCCGGCCGGCAAGAUGCCUGUCCCUCAAUACCUGGCAGAAUGCGACUCGGAAGUCCUGGUCAUUGGGUAUAGAGACGGAUUCUUUACACACCCUUUAGUUUACAGACUGUCUGACCUCAUCCUUAACAGGGUUGCACCGGUAACUAGUAUCGGAGGCAAUGUUCUGUUCAUUGAUGAAAGGAUUAUAAGUGUCAGCUGUAAGACAGUUUUGCCUAACAUUGCGGGUGACACCGUCGUAGCUGUUCAUCCGACGGAACUGUAUUUGGCGCAACGCAACCUCACCAGCCACGCAUGGUUACCGGCAGCGGAUGGAUGUAUCGCACAACGUGAUGUAUCAAUGCCUUAUAGCCUCAUUUACCAUAUCUUCACCUGUUGCAACCGUGCUUUUUGGUGGGCUUCUUUUACAGUACCUUUUACCACAGCUGGUAAGGGGAGAGGUAUGAUUAGUCAACGGUCAGGAUUAAACGGCCCGACAGCCCAUCAACAAGUACACCAUCGAAAUAAAAUAGCUGUCCCAAAACGGGCCCAACAAUUGGCCCAGCAGGAGAGAAGUCGGCAGGCUCCAUCACGAGAGCAGUCGCCGGCCUCCUCAACAUCGCGUUCUCCCUGGAGCGUGACCGCCGCCGCCAUCCCGUGGGCGUCGUCCUUCGCGGAGCGCAACCGUCGCCUCCGUCGACACCCUCGCGAGCCUCCGUCGCGUGACCGCCACCGCCAUCACGGCAUCCCGUCGGCGUCGUCCUGCGCGGAGCGCAACCGCCGCCUCCGUCGACACCCUCGAGAUCCCGUCGUCCCGCUUGGAGACCACUGCCGCCAUCGACACCCCGUCCUCCUGCAUCUAGGGCGACCGCCGCAAUCGACUCCACGCCAUCCUGCAUCGUGGGCGGCCGCCGCCACCAGCGGAUCGGCCCGGUCCUGCAUCGCCGGCACCAGACAUGGAUGGUCAAGGCCCUGGCGACGAGGAGAGUGAAGAGUAUCUCCUCGUGAUUUGCUCGAGCACUCUCAGUAUUACAAGUCACGUAUCCGUAGGAAUGAAGAGGAGCUGGAUGCCAAAGCUUCGCAGUCGGUACCUUUCACUAAAAUAUCCGAUCACCCACUGUUGAAAAGUGCUGCCCGUAUUUAUACUCCGGUAAUGUUCAAGAUGGUAAAGGAGCAGAUCAAUAAAUCUGAUGAAUGGGAGAUUGGUGAGGUGACCCAGCAAGAUGCCUUUGGUUUUAGUUGUAUUGUAGUCAGUAAAUGGGGCAAUCAUGAUGUGACGUGUGUUUUUCGCGAGACCUUGAUGGAGAGCGUGUGCUGCCACUGUCGGAAGAUGCAGCGUGAGGAAAUCCACUGUGCACACGUAUUUCGUGUUCUGAAACACCUAGGCUUCCGCGACAUACCUCGCUGCUGUAUUGCCGUCAGAUGGACAAUGCAAGCUAAAGCUGGUUUGGAACCCGAGAGCAAUAACAGUAGACAUGUUUGGUCUGAACAGAUGGAUCGGUACCGCGAACUCCGAAACAAGGCGAAUACAUAUGCCAGUAUAGAUGAACUCUGCUCUGACUUUCCGUUUUCUCAUUUCCUUGUGCAUCUGAUUUAGUAUUAUAGCUUUGCUUUGUGGGCUAGUGGGCUAGCUUUACCUGUCUCUUAUUCUAAUCCAUGUAACGGAGAUGGAUUAGAUUAUAUUGAUUAUAGACAAGCUGCUCCUGAGAAAAUAAAUAUCUGUGAAAAUGUGCGAGUUAUUAUUUUUCCUUUCCGCUAGAAUAAAUAUGUGGAUUUUGCCCGCCCGAGACAUGCUGCUCUGUAAUUUUUUUC